AAUUUUUCUGUUAAAUUUACUUGUUUUUAUAUUACAAAUAUCCUAAAUUAAAGUUUAUAAAUAAUGGAAUAAAGCUUGGAUUAGCAGAAUUUAUUUAAAUAAUUAGGGUUGACAUCCUCUUCAUAGAAUAAUCACAGAUAAAGUCCUAUUGAAUAAAUCUUACAAGGAACUAGAGCUUAAUCUGCCUUUGAACCUGCAAGAAACUAAAAACAAUCAGACAAUAGCAUUUUUAAAAAACAGGAUAAUAGCAGUUUUAUUGAGGAAAGAUCGCCUGCACAACCUUAGAAAUCAAAUGAAUUUUAAACCUAGGAUCAGAGCUUCAAUGGAACUCAAGUAGGAAACAUGAAUAAUUUUGAAUAAAAAAAUGAAUACUAUUAACAGGCUUAUAUGAAUAAUUAAGUUUAAAGCUAACAAAAUUAACAAAAAGUUGUAGAAAACCAAAUUGUAUAAGAGGCAGAAAAUGAAGGAGAAGAUGAUGAUGACGAUGUCAAUGAUUAUAAUUUUAAUAAAAAAAUGCAAGAUUAUUAAGAAAGCAUAAAAUAAAUUGAUAAUAAUAAUAGUCCUCAACAGGAAUAAUAGCAUGAGAAAUAAGAAAAUAGCGUAAUCCUUUAAAUGUAUAUUUCAAUUCCUGGUUAAGAUUAGGAGGCUGUUUUAGAAUUAAGCAGAAAUGAAAGUAUAUAAUAAGCUGCUUCAAGAUUUGCAAAACUUAAUAAACUUGACAAAGAAGCUGAGGAGUAAAUACUUCAAGCUUUGUAUGUUGCGGUAGAAGAUAAAUAAGAUUCAGAAGAGAAUUUAGAUUUAGAAGAUUAGCACGAAGAAGCCUAAAUUAGAGGUGGGUUUAAUUAAAUGAGUUUUCAACAAGAUAAUUAGUACAUUCAAGAAGAAGACGAUGAUGAAAAUUAUAAUUAGAGAAAAAGUCAUUAAAAAUAAAGAGAUUUCUUUUAAUAAAGCCACUCAAAAUAAAGUACUGGAAUUUCACAAGCAAAGAAUAGUUAAUUUGGAUUUUUUGACAGAGUAUAUGCUAAUUAGAGUCUAUCAAACUUUACUAAUUCAAAUAUUUAGCAUAAUAAUAAUCCAGGAGUUAGAUUAUAUAACUAAUUUGAGAAAGAGCGAAGGAAGAAAAUUGAAGAAUAAGAAUAGUUAGAAAAAUAGGAAAAGCAAAGACAAGAAGAAGAACUAAAAAAGUUAAAACAAUACCCCAUCAUAAAUUAGAAAUCUGCAGAAAUAGUCAAAAAAAAGAGAGAAAAAGGAGAAGAGCCAGGCUAAAAAGAUAGUUACAUCAAGAAUUUUAAAAUUAGUAUGAUUAAACAAUACUAUUAAUAGAAAGAGCUAGAGCAAUGCACUUUUUAACCUCAAAUAAAUUAAAUAAGCAGAUCUUUGGGUGAUUGCCUAAAGCAAUAUAGGAACUUCAAGGAUGUUUAUAGUAAUCUAUACUUUGAAUCUAAAAUUAAAUAGGCUGAGAAAUAAUAGGUUUCUAUACCCUCUUCUUCCUCAAAAGAAUUAGAAAAAGAGUGUACUUUUUAGCCAAUCACAAAUAAAUAAGAUAAGAUAAAAAUGAACAUCACAGGUAGCUUUUUAGAAAGAAACAAAGAAUAUAUUGAGAAAAAGAAUUAAAAAGCUAAGAAUAUGCAAUUUUUACAUUAAAAUGUCGACAUAACUACUGGAAAAAAGUUAUUUGAACCAAAUAUCAUCUAGAAGAAUGGAAGUGAAAAAAGGAGUAACAAUUAAAUAUUUGAAGAACUUUAUAGUUUAAAUGAAAAAAAGAAAAAGCAAUAAGAGGAAGAAGAAAAAAAAAGAAACUAGUAAAAAUAAUAAAUUCAUUUAAGUGAGCAGACAAAUAAUUUAGUAGAAAGGUAAAGAAAAAGAAAGAUAGAAGAACUCUUUAACAAAUUAGAUGAUGACUGUGAUGGAUUUAUUUCAGGAAAUAAAAUAGCAAUUGAGAAAAUAGAUAAAAAUGUAGUCAUUCUUCUGCUGCCGAUACUUGAGGAAAUUGAUAAAAGGUGUUUAGAGCUAGACUUUUAGUAGUUUUAUGAAGGUUUUAAUACAUAUUUUAAUUAAAUGAAUGCAUAAGAUAGACAUUUGAUUCUAUUUGGUAACAGCAAAACAAAUAAACCCUUAAAAAACUCUUAAUAAAACAACUUCACUUUUUCACCUUAGUUAAAUUAAAAGUCUUUGAAAAUAGCAAUGAAAAAAGACUAUUUAGACUAAUUUGGAUAAAAUGAAAUGUAUAAUUAAAAUGUUGUUGGUGUUUCAGAAUUUUUGGUAGAUAAUUAGAAAAUUGAAAAUAUUAAACCAAAUAAAUCGAAUGCAGCAAAUAAAUAGUGA
Tetrahymena thermophila SB210 is the source of this 2325-nucleotide messenger RNA. RefSeq lists its product as hypothetical. NCBI's taxonomy places the organism in Eukaryota, Ciliophora, Oligohymenophorea, Hymenostomatida, Tetrahymenidae. The transcript is spliced from 11 exons. The record is from RefSeq and is a predicted model, not a curated record.